Cylas formicarius (sweet potato weevil) is the source of this 1266-nucleotide messenger RNA. RefSeq names its product integrator complex subunit 15. The record is from RefSeq and is a predicted model, not a curated record. The transcript is spliced from 4 exons. NCBI's taxonomy places the organism in Eukaryota, Metazoa, Arthropoda, Insecta, Coleoptera, Brentidae. The coding region runs from base 13 to 1266 and encodes 417 amino acids.
AAGUUGGUCGAGAUGUCCGCUUCCUCGGAAGUGAAUUUGAAACAAACUCUUCGGAAAAUGGAGUACCCGCUGUGUGCCCAAGAAGCUCUAAACAAAAUAGUCGAGUUAAUAUGCGCCCGGAUAACGAGCAUAAAGAACAUGGACCUUUCCUUGGAUCUAAUGGCGGAGUUUGUGUUCUACGAAGUGGACCGCAGGGGACACAAGCGGAACUACCCGAUGACCCCAUUCACUGAGCUGCAGCUCCUGGACAUUCUGUUCGAAUACUUGAACAAAAUACCGAACGAAUCUUCCCGCAACACCUUAUUUUUGAACCUGUUUAGUCCCACUACCGCCGCGCUGAGGCUGAGCAUUCUGAGCAAUACGUGGAUGCAGCAGCUGGGGAGCACUUCGGCCAAUAGCUGCAAACUCGCGGAGAGCUUGGUCAACGAUUAUUUCCACCUGGCCCAUAACCCGAACGAAAAGCUGAAAGCUUUGCCCAACAUCGCACCCCAGUUUACGGCGAACUUCUUGACGGCUAUCGCGGAAAAUUACUUUCUACCGAAGAAGGACACGAUGUUCCCUCCUAUCAAAUUGUUGCAAUGUGUCGCCGAUUGGGUGUCGGCGAAUCCGCUACUUUGCGUCGCUGCCCAGCAACGACAAGCCGUAUUGCCCCCGGGGGCCAUUGCGAUGGAGGCGACCACCCCUAUCGCGGGCCUGCUUCGAUGGUGCAUCUUGGCCCCGAUAUAUCAACAAAACGACGAGAUUUACUCCAACCUCUAUUUGAAUCUGCUCGGGAGCAUCUUGGAAAUACCGAGGAGUAAUUCGUCCAAGGCCAUUUACGCGCAGCACCUGUCCGCCUCGAUUUCGCCCCUAAUAUUGUACUAUUACAGGGAUUUAAAGAAUAAAGAGGACGCGAAGCUCGGUAAUUUUUCGAUCUUGUGUGAUCCCGCCAUGCAGCUGUCUCUGGAUCGGUUCGGGCAAGCGAUCCAGAUCGCUUUGAGUGUUAACGCUAUCUACGGGCACCUUGACGAACUGUUAAAUAGUAUUCAACAGUUGCCCUACAAUAAACUAUUAAGUAUUGUUAUCAACAGGCAUAAGCAGAAUAAACCAAUUAUCAUAGUUUACGCUCGAUUUUUUGUCUAUGUGGUUCCGAUUAUUUUUUGUCUAUGCGGUUCCGAUUGCCGCCAAUCCAGCACGCGUUGCUCGACUUACCCUUUUUUUAAUCUUAAUGGGCGAGUCUACCAAGGUCAUUCGGCAAGUUUACGCAAACAGAUAAUCAUGGUAUAA